This is a messenger RNA of Botrytis cinerea B05.10, 5552 nucleotides long. RefSeq lists its product as hypothetical. Bases 1264 to 4917 code for a protein of 1217 amino acids. The record is from RefSeq and is a predicted model, not a curated record. Gene Ontology annotation, cellular component: cytosol; nucleus; cytoplasm. Lineage: Eukaryota; Fungi; Ascomycota; Leotiomycetes; Helotiales; Sclerotiniaceae. Gene Ontology annotation, biological process: protein phosphorylation; intracellular signal transduction; negative regulation of glycogen biosynthetic process. The transcript is spliced from 6 exons. Gene Ontology annotation, molecular function: ATP binding; protein serine/threonine kinase activity.
GGUGGGGUGUAGCGUUUAGAGGAAAAAGGUGGUUGGCUGCUUGGACGAAUGGGAUGGGUUGGAUCAUCCAUCCAUUGUGAAAAGCAGUUGAAUAGUCAUAGCCACAGCUUCACAAGGCGAAUGAGCCGAAUCUGUAACCUCCCGAGCAUAUACCCAGUUUCCACCUAGCAUUUUCCCACGUCGUAGUAUAUACCCAAUCCGUCCCUAGUGGCGGUAUUCCCAACCUCGAGCCAAACCUCCACCUAUCAGCCCCGAUGUGGUGGUGGCGUCUCCAUCAAACUCCAUCCUCUUCAUUUGACAAAACCGUUGUUGCUGACUUGCCUCUCCACAUUAUAAAACACUUCACGUGAGAAGCUGGAAAGCAACGGAAGAAUAAGAAGAAUAAGAAGAAGAAGAAGAAUAAUGCUCGAGUAAUUCGCUGCGUGAUCGAUCACCCAUCCAUCCACCAGAAAGCAAGAGGAGACGCAGAAGCUGAAGCUGAAGCAACGGAAAAGAAAAGAAAGGAAAGACGACGCCUUUGAAUCAUCUCUGCCCGAGUGUGCUGAUUCGAACAUCAUACACAUCAUUCAUUCACUCACUCGCCCACCCAUCCGUCGCCAGGCAAUCUUAUAUGUCUGCAUUUCACAACGUUCAUUAUUACGCAACUUGUUAAUACAUCUACGUCUACGUCUGCGUCUGCGUCUGCGUCUAUAUUCGCACUCACAUUCACAUCUACCGGGUACAUCAACCACUUCAUCAUUUGGGAUUUGUCUCCUCCUCUGUAUGUCUCUCUCUGUGAUAUCGUCUAUAUCAUCCCAUCAGAUAUAACAACCUCAAGGACAAGCCUUGUACUUAACUUCCCUCCCGACCCCACCUUUUUCCAGUACCACUCUCAAAUUUCGAUUUUCUAAUUUUCUGUCACAAAAGCGAAAGAAAGCAAAAGCAAAAGCAAAAGCAAAUCGAGUUCCCUCAUAACUCACGAAUCCGUCGAAGCGGCACGUCUUUGGAUACUGGCAAAAGCUCAAGACGCUCCUUCCAUUUCCUGAUAUUAUAUCUCGCAAUUCCUUUUUUGGCCCCGAGAGAAUACAAUCUAUUAAUGUACAGUUGCACUUUCUUAUUCGAAACGAGAUCAUUUGUUGCACAUAACAGCUUGAGGGUGCCGACUGUCUGACACCACUACUACUGUACUAAAGUCCUUUCUACUCGUAACCGCCAAACCAACAACCAUUCUGGCUUGUGAAAGCUAAAAGAAGUUUGUGAAUUUACAAGAGAGUCCUCACAAUUAUGCUGAAGACGGAUUCUUCAAAUAAUCAUGCCUUCGAGAACAAAACAGCUAGGGAACCCGAUCGCGACCGCAGUGUGCCCCUUCGCCCUGCAGACUUGUCAAUCCCGAAAAACAGAAGCACUGGAAACCUCCUCGCACAUCCCUCGGCAGGAGCGGACAGGGCUAGGAUACGAUUCUCUUUUGAUGACGGGCUAGCGGCGGCAGAGUUUGAUAUAAUGUCGAGUUCUAGAUCGCCCAUCGUAACGGAACAUGAGCAUGGGCUCGGUGCUUCGGGUCUAAGACGAAUUCGACAACAAGUUCCGAGAGUACCAGUUUUGCCUGCCUCCGAAAGCUCUUCCCGAGCGCCGUCCAUGAGUGCCCGGUCGAGUUCAAUGACCCUUCCCUUUCCUGGCCGAGCAGCCUCUGUAGCCAUGCCUUCUGGACCAUCGUCUCCAAUCCUACCGUUCACCGAAGAUCUUACCCGUUUUCCAUCUGAAUCAUUACAUUCCUUUUCUUUCGCCCACCAAUCGGACGAGUUUAUUCACAACCGUCAAAAUGUCUUGAAGAGGUCCGUCGAGUUCAUGUCACAAAAACUGGGCUGGGGAACAACAAGUGCAGGCAUAGCCAGUGCUCAAGCAAGAAUAAAUGGAGACGCGGAGAUGCAAGGCAUGCUCGAGCUUUUGGCAAAAGCCAGAUUGGUUGGAGCGAACAACAUUGGAGCUGGAGAAGAGCAGAGAAUGGGAGGUCCUCUUACCGGACCGGCGACGAGUCAGGAUUCUCGGAAUAUCUUCGAUGCUAGCUUUGCCGUACGUUCCGAAAGUCCAGAGCCAAUGGAGAGCUCUCCGCCUUCACCCACCAGCUCGAAAAAAGUGACAAGCUCAUUACAUACCUUACGCGAAGAUGAUCUACAGUCCACCGAACCCAAAAAUGGCUUAGCAACAGCCCUACCAGCGGAUUCUGAACCUUCAUCUAGGACUCCGACGAACGAGAGUCGAACGACAGCGCAAACAUCCCCACCAGUCACGAGACGCCAAAGUCUAAAGCGAACUUACACUGAUUUGGAGCCUUUAAGCUUACAAAACAAGCUAAUGGAUGCUAUGUCGCAACCUUACAUAGCUACUGAUUCCCUCCACGAAUCUAUGUUUUCUCCUCCACUAACACAGACCACCAGCGCCUCGACAUUUGGACAUUCUUUAGGAUCAGCAAAUCACAGUCAUUCGAGUAGGUGGGCACCUGCUGCACAAGCUAUCUUUACCACGGAAAGUACUUCGCCAUACACUAUUUUGGCCGCCAACGACCUUGCCUGUCUCGUAUUUGGUGUUACAAAAGCAGAAGUUCGCAAAAUGGGUAUUCUUGAAGUUGUGCAGAAAGAAAGAAGGCCAUGGCUGGAGGAAAAAUUAAGCGCACACAGCUUCAGUACCGAGGUUGGGAAACAGACUCCCCUAUUAUCACAGAAUCAAGAUCAGCAAUCAAGCUCAACAUCAACAUCAACCACAUCAAUGCUGCUUGGACGGCCUGGUGGUAUCACGGCUAGCCUCUUGAGUAAACCUAAUUCGCGUCAAGUACAGAAGCCUCCCCGUCGAGCGCAAACCGACGAUGGUGCAGGUUCUAGUCUUGUUUCGAGAACACGAGCAGCAAAGAGCGGCUCAAAUCAUCAAAGUAAUAAAUCUAGGGGCGUUCUUUUAUGCGGCGACGUCGUACCUAUUGAAAAACGAAACGGCGCAACAGGUUCGGCAAGCUUGUGGGUCAAGGAGAAGAGAGGUGGCCUCAUUUGGGUUUUGGAAGAGAUUCACGAAGAUGUAGCCAUCAUCAGCCUUGACGACGAUGCUGUCAUAACAAAAAUAUCUGGAUCUAUCGAAGCGAUAUGGGGCGCCGACAUUGAAUGGACAGGUAUGGAUAUCGGGAAACUUUUACCAAGACUUCCACGCCAGGGAAUUGACGGCAGGAGCGGAGAGAUUGAUUAUGCCGAAGUCAGCAAACGAAGAUAUUUUACCGCUCGUACCUCUGGACGUGUUCAUAUCCCGGCAGUCGUCGACAGAGUUCCUAGUAGCACGGAUCUCCGCGUUUCCAGCUUUCCUCAUAUUGCUGGCAUCAUGGUUCUCUCUGCGCAAACCUUGAAAAUCACGAGUUCCAAUUCCGUUUUCUCUGCUGCAUUAUUUGGGCAGGAUAAACCCGAUGGUCGAUUGAUCACUGAUUUAAUACCCGAUUUCGAUAGGAUGUUGAAGAUUUUAGUUGAGGAAGAUGGUGUAGAUAUGGUUGACGGGAUUGUUAUUCCUGAACACAGCUUUAGAAGGGCUCAAGCCUUUCUUGCACUGCGGGAUGGAAAGGCUGAUGCAUCAACAUAUUUCUUGAGGCCAGAUGGAUUAUCAGCCAAACAUAGGGACGGUUCAGAACUCAAGAUUGACGCUCAACUUAGGGUUGUAAAAUCGGAUCCCAAAACCCCCGCUUACGAUGAAAACGUGAUCGAGGAAAUAAGUGACGAGGAAGAUGGACAUACGCCCCACGAACCUGUAAUAAAAUCCGAACUUGUCUUCGCUUUAUGGAUUACAUACUCAAGGAAUAUUCACGCCGCAAAACUUGCUAAUGGUAUGGAAACUCCCUUGUUGGCUGGGCUUGAAACACCAUUACACCAACCUUCUCCAGGUCAAACAGGACCUCCAGCUCCCAUCAAAAUGGAUUCUUCAGAUUCCGACGAGCCCAAGAAUGAAACAUCGCAUGCUUCGAUGCUCACAGCACAGCUCAAGGCCGCAGCAAAGAAAACAGCGGCUAAGCUUACAGGUCGCGAUCGGUCAUACUCGAAAGCUCAAGAGAAAGAAAAGCCAGCUGCUCCAGCAGAGGUCAAAGCUGUUGUCAAGAAGAGCAUUGAUGAUUUUACAAUAUUGGAAGAAAUGGGUCAAGGAGCCUAUGGUCAGGUAAAACUUGCUCGAUUCAAGAAGAAUGGAAACAAUAAGGUGAUCCUCAAAUAUGUCACAAAGAAGCGAAUUCUUGUCGAUACUUGGACUCGCGAUCGCCGACUAGGAACCGUGCCUCUUGAAAUUCAUGUACUCGAUUAUUUGCGUCGGGAUGGGCUUCAGCACCCUAAUAUUGUGGAGAUGUCUGAUUUCUUUGAGGAUUCCGUCAAUUAUUAUAUCGAAAUGGUACCUCACGGAUAUCCAGGAAUGGAUUUGUUUGAUUACAUUGAGCUCAAAGUUAACAUGGAGGAAAAGGAAUGUCGCAGCAUCUUCGCACAGGUUGCACGUGCCAUUCAUCACCUUCACACCAAGGCUCUUGUCGUUCAUCGCGAUAUUAAGGAUGAGAACAUAGUCAUCAACGGUGAAGGAAGUAUUAAGCUCAUUGAUUUCGGAAGUGCCGCUUACAUCAAGAGCGGUCCUUUUGACGUCUUCGUAGGAACCAUUGAUUAUGCUGCACCUGAAGUUCUCUCUGGCAAACCAUACCAAGGAAAACCACAAGAUGUCUGGGCUCUUGGUAUUCUUCUUUACACCAUCGUGUAUAAAGAAAAUCCAUUCUACAGUAUUGACGAAAUCAUGGAUCGUGAUCUUAGAGUGCCUUAUGUUAUGAGCGAAGAAAGUAUUGACCUAAUCCGAGGUAUGCUAAAUCGGGAUGUUGAUUCGAGAUUGACUAUCGAGCAAGUGAUGGACCACCCUUGGUGUGUGGAGGCAGAGGACGACGAAUAAGCCUCAGGUUUCACAUCGAGCGGUAGAAUCCACUAACGCUAUGCGCCAAAAAAUAAACUAACAACAACAACGAAACUAAACAUGGAGGAUAUGAAGAAAAUAUUUUGGUCAUAUCGAAACAAACAGAUGAAGAAAUACACGAAAGAGAAGAAAUACUUAGAUUUCAUGAUGUCAUGAAAAGAGAUACCCCCUUAUGGAAAGGAAGACACAGUUCAGAGGUUUGAUUUAUUAGCGAGAAUCUGAAUCUAUAUCACAUGGGGCAUUGCUUGGGGGUGUCAUUUUCGGAUUGUUUUUCGUUGCGCAAUUUUAUAUGAUGGGGAUUUCAAAGGGUAUUGCAGAUGGGAUGGAUGGGCGGGACGAAAGGAAAUGGAAAUGAGCGGGUAUGGGGAAAAAGGGAACCGUGUUGGAGAUGAAAGAGAGGCGGAUAGGGGGCGAUGAUUCGACUUGGUUGGAACUGAAAAUGUGGCUGUAUUGUAUAUAAAUGAUGAUGAUGACGCCAAUCUAUCUAUUAGAUCAGAAAGAAAAUUGAAAAAUAUAAUGAGUGUAAUUGAUUGUGGAUGGAUUAAUCGACUGUAUAGCUUAGUGGCUUUAAUUUUCAAGGGAAUUUGAGGAUAAGAAUCUCGCGAUUUUUUUCA